Messenger RNA from Exophiala spinifera, 1791 nucleotides. RefSeq lists its product as uncharacterized. The transcript is spliced from 2 exons. The coding region runs from base 1 to 1791 and encodes 596 amino acids. Lineage: Eukaryota; Fungi; Ascomycota; Eurotiomycetes; Chaetothyriales; Herpotrichiellaceae. Gene Ontology annotation, cellular component: membrane. The record is from RefSeq and is a predicted model, not a curated record. Gene Ontology annotation, biological process: transmembrane transport. Gene Ontology annotation, molecular function: transmembrane transporter activity.
AUGCCGCCAACCCCAAACCCACGCAUCACGUCUCUCGACUUCGACUCUCACCGCAAGCGCAGGCGCCAGUCGGCAGGCUCCCGUCCAAGCAUCGGAGACGAUGACUUUGACUUCAUGGGCCAAGUGGCGGAAGAGAUCAUUGAACGGGACCGCAUCAGAAUGCGCAGAGAGGUCGUUCGGGUUAUGAGCUUCGUCUGCGCGAUUCUGAACUGUCUAUGCGCCGGGUCAAUAACCUCGUUUUCUCUCUACGGUGCUCGUUUCCUCACCGACUUGCAUUACACGCAGUUCCAAGUCAAUGCCGUGUCUAUCACAGCCGAGUUGGCCAUGUACCUGCCGGUGCCUCUAUUUGGCUACCUCUGCGACCGUUACUCGCCUCCACCGCUAUCACUUCUCUCUUCUUUCCUGUUCGGCUUUGGCUAUCUGUUGGCUGCAUACACAUAUAAAUCUGGCCCGCCUGCAGACGCUUCAAGAGACGGACACGGAUGGCCGUUCGGCGCCAUGAUUCUGGCCUUUAUUGGCAUCGGAGCCGGCACAAGUUGCAUGUACCUUUGUGCGGUCGCAACCUGCGCAAAGAACUUCGCCAAAGCCAAGUACAGAGGAUUCAUGCUCGCUGUGCCCAUUGCGGCCUUUGGUCUCAGUGGCAUGUGGCAGAGCCAAGUCGGCGCCCACUUGCUCUACCAGAGACUCCCAAACGGCGCCAAGGGCGAUGUUGAUGUGUUCAAGUACUUUGUCUUUCUUGCUGGGACACUGAUCGGCGUUGGUCUGCUCGGCACUCUCGGCCUACAAGUCGUGGACGAGGAAGAACUAAUCGAUCACGGGGUUGAUGUCCUCGAGCGCAGCGGCCUACUAGAAGAGAGCGAGUUUUUCCACGACUCCGAAGCCUCUACACCCGCAAACUAUGGUUCUAUUGCUCGAGCUCGCUCAGGUUCGGGCAGCGCCACUCCCGCUGACUCCGACUCCGAGGCAGAGAUCGACCUGUCAGAAUCUCAACUUCUCAAACGCCGUGAACAAGAACACCGGCUCCGCAAGAAGAAAUACUGGCUCCUCAACCAUGCGACACACACUUUCCUCACUGACCGGACCAUGUGGCUACUGGCUGCGGGCUUCUUCCUGAUCACAGGACCGGGCGAAGCGUACAUAAACAACCUAGGCACCAUCAUUCCCACCCUCACGCCGAAACGAUAUUUCGACCUCACCAGUCCGCCUGCAGGCCAUGCAUCUACACAUGUGAGCAUCAUCGCCCUCGCGAGCACAUUCGCCCGUCUCUUCACGGGCUCGUUAUCGGACCUCUUCGCGCCUCCGAGCCAGCCCGAAGAUCCGCCCACGGCACGAUUUCAAUUCAGCCGGCUUGUGCUCCUGCUUCCCAGUGCCAUUGUGCUUUUGCUGGGUUUCCUUAAUCUUGCUCUACCGUUUCUGACACCCUCUGUGCCAGAGCUCUUUUUGCUGUCCAGCGCAUUUCUGGGAAUCGGGUACGGCGCAUGCUUCAGUCUCGUCCCGAUCAUCAUCAGCGUCGUUUGGGGUGCCGAGAAUUUUGCCACCAAUUGGGGCGUGGUGGCCAUGAUGCCUGCCGGUGGUGCGGCGGUGUGGAGUCUGGUCUACAGCGCCGGCUACUCAAGAGCUUCCAACGGCAGUGGACCUGGGACCGCACCUGGCGAAGGGGGCGAGGGCGAGUGUUCCGGCUACGCUUGCUUUGGAGCUUGGGCAUGGGGAUGCGCAGGAAGCGUCGUGGCAGCGAUUGUCCUCUGGUGUUUUGCGUGGCGUACGUGGAAGAGGCGCAACGUGAUUGUCUAG